GUCACACUCCUGGCAUUUGUCAACGGCAUAGCCGCGGUCACACUGGUGGCAAAAAAAAAACGGAAUCAUAUCGCGGAAAAAAAAACGCGACCAGCCGCAUUUUAUAAAUUAAGUCCGAUUUAGCACCGAUUUUAAGCCGUUUAGAAACUUAGAGAAGUUUGUGCAAAGGAGAACGUGAGAAAAGAAAGGAAAAAAGAAGAAAAAGGCAUACAUACAUACGCACGUACACACGUCUCGCUGCGAAGGAAUAUAUGUAUCCGUCUGAGGGUGUGUGUGUUUGUGUGUGCUGCAGCUUCUAGGCGAGAAGGAGAGAGCGAUAGAUUCCCGACUCGCGACUUUUGGAGCGUCCCGAGAGUAAGCGAGAGAGCGAAAGCCAUGGACGGCGUUUGGAUGUUUUUGGGGAACAAAGGCGUCAAGAGCUAAAAUGAUUUGCCACAGCAAGUGUGAUAUAUUUCGGAUAAGCAGCAAAAGCCAAGCCAUCCAAAACCAAUUCCAAUUCCAGUCCAGUGUGUCGCCGUGUGUAUGUGUAUGUCUCGACAAAAAGCCGUGGAAAAAGACGCACGUACACACGCACACAGAAGCAGACAAAGCAUCGUUUUGCGAGUGCGAGCGAGAGGCAAGAGCGCCUUAGUGAAUAAUUCAUUUAAGACUGUCCUGCAGAAUGGUCGUCGGCUCGAAUCACACGCGGCGCGGUGAAACUGGCAGCAGAUUUACAAAUAGCAGCAGCUCCAGUGGCUCAAACGGUGACUCCACCGCUUCGGCCAGCAGCACCACCAGCGCGACGUCUUCACUAGCCACUAAUUCUUCGACGACGGCGGCGGCGGCAGCUCUGUUGUCGUCCAUGUCAAAGGGCCAUGGCCCGCCGCCAUCCGCACCGCCAUCUGCGCACCACCAGACGUCGAAUCAGCAGCAGCACCACCACCCACAUGCCCACUACCAGCAGGCGAGUCAACAGAACAACCACCACCCCCACCAGUCGCACCACUCCUCGACUGGCAGUGGCAGCGGAGGAGGAGGAGGGGUAGCUGCUGGAUCAGGAUCUGGAUCGGUGGUCAGUGGACUCAAUGGCUGCAACGGCAGCGCCGUCAGCCGCCUGUCCCAAUCCACUGGGAUGUCGCCUCGUGAACUUUCCGAGAACGAUGACCUGGCCACAUCGCUGAUCCUCGAUCCGCAUCUAGGUUUCCAGACCCACAAGAUGAACAUACGCUUCCGCCCGCUGAAGGUGGACACGCAGCAGCUGAAGGCCAUCGUGGAUGACUUUAUCCAUACGCAGAACUACGAUGUGGCCAUUCAGCGCAUCUACGAUGGUCCGUGGAUACCGCGACAUCUCAAGAACAAGAACAAGAUCGCCACGAAGCGGCUCCACGACCAUAUCGUGCGAUACCUGCGCGUCUUCGACAAGGACAGUGGCUUUGCAAUUGAGGCCUGCUACAGAUAUUCACUGGAGGAGCAGCGCGGUGCCAAGAUUAGUUCGACGAAACGCUGGUCAAAGAACGACAAGAUCGAAUGCCUGGUGGGCUGCAUUGCUGAGCUGACGGAGGCGGAGGAGGCCGCCCUGCUGCACUCGGGAAAAAAUGACUUUUCGGUGAUGUAUAGCUGCCGCAAGAACUGCGCCCAAUUGUGGCUGGGCCCGGCUGCCUACAUAAAUCACGAUUGUCGGGCCAAUUGCAAGUUUUUGGCCACCGGCAGGGAUACCGCGUGUGUUAAGGUCCUGCGCGACAUCGAAGUGGGUGAGGAGAUAACCUGUUUCUAUGGCGAGGACUUCUUUGGGGAUUCCAAUCGCUACUGCGAAUGCGAGACGUGCGAACGUCGCGGAACUGGCGCCUUUGCCGGCAAGGACGAUGGCCUGAUGCUGGGUCUCAGCAUGGGACUUGGUUUGGCCACCAGCGGACCUGGUAAUAAUGGUGGCUAUCGCCUGCGGGAGACGGACAAUCGGAUUAAUCGCAUAAAGAGCCGGGCCAACUCCACAAACAGCACCUCGAACAGUAAUAGCAACACAAAUGAUUCCACUGGCACCAGCGAGAGUAGCAGCACGAAUGGAUUGGUGGUUUCAGGAGCAGGAACAACUGGAGCAGCAGGAGCCACUGGAGCAGCAGUGCCUGUACCAACGCAGCCAUCAACUGGCGGCAAGGAGGCCACUGCCGCUGUCUCUCUGCCCGAAAAGAAACUGCCCAACGUUGUGGUUUCCCCGCUGACAAUGAAGGAGCUGCGCCAAAAGGGCAUGACCAAGUACGAUGCCGAGAUGAUAAUGGCUAACGCAGCCUACCAGCAGCAGCACCAUCAUCAGCAUCAUUUCCAUCACCACCAUCAUCAUCAUCACCAUCACCACAAUCAUGGCCAGCACGCAAGUACUGGAGCCGAGGCCACAGCGGCUGUGCAGCAAAUGGCAGCCAUGCAGAAGCCAGGAGGCGGAGGAGGAGGUGGAACAGGACCUGGAGGAAGUGCGGGAGCAACAACAGUGGGCGGCGUGGCCAGCGGAGCGGGCUCCGAGGUUAAUGGCGGUCGUUCCAGCAGUCUGCGCAAAUCAAUGCGGGUCAAUAGCACCAGCAGUAGCAUAUCCACCGCCUCCACGGACGAGGUGGUGGCCCCGGUGGUCGUGGCAAGCAUCCCGCUAUCCAUCAAGGCGCCGGUGGUCCUUGUGCCCCGCUGCAAGCCCGCCCAGUUGGCCAUUGCAGCUCUGCAUCAGCGACAGCAGCAGCAACGCCAGCUGCGACGCAGCGAGCGCCAGAAGGAGAAGCUCACGGACAGCGAGAGCAGCGACACUAGCAGCGAGCAGUUGAAGAGGGAGCAAAAGCACCAGGAUCACCAGUUGCCACCGAAAAUGUUCAUUCUAGCGGAGGAAGCGCAUCCGGAGAAGACGGGGGAUAAGCAACAGGAGCAGCAGCAGCAGCAGCAGGAGAAGCGUGUGACGCGUAAUAGUGCGGGAAGAGCCACUGCCCAUAACAAUAACAUUGCAACCACAACAAACAGCAGCAGCAGCAACAGCAACAAAGCAACAACGAUUACAAAUUGUAAUAAUCAUAAUAGUAAUAAUAGCAGUAGAAUUAAUCAUAAUUCUAAUCUUAGCGGUAGACUUAGUGUUAAAUCGAAGAAGCCAGCACCAAGUGAGGCCUCGUCCACACCCUCAUCCACAUCCACAUCCUCAGAAAAUCAGCAGCAGCAGCAGGCAACGCGUCGCAGUCGCAGCCCGAGUCCCGCCUACAAGAAGAACCUUUUGGCCAGCUUCGAUCCCGAUCCUCCCUCCAACCAAACAGCCAAGCAGCUGCAGGAGCAGAAAAGGGACGAAGGAGGUACUAAUCCACCGGCCAAGCAGAAGCGGAGUCGAAGGGCAGCUGCCUUGGCAGCGGCGCAGAGUAUCCAUUGCGAAGCCUUGGGCGGAUUCUCAUCGGGAUCUACUGGUGGCCAGCGGAAGAGAACACAGCCUCUGGAAGCUGCCACCUCAUCCUCCUCCUCCAGCAGCAUUGGCAAUGUUGAACCCCUGUUAAAGACGCCAGAGCGCAGGCUGAAGCUAACACUACGCAUGAAGCGUUCACCGAUCCUGGACGAAGUUAUUGAACUGGGGACGAGCCUGAGCAAUGGUGGAGCAGGCCGAAGUGCAGCGGCAUCGUCUCAUCGGGGAAAAGGAGAAGGAUCAGAUAGAUCUGCGCUAAAUCUAACCGGCAGCAGUUCCAACGGCAUUGAGUACGAGAUCCUGCGCAUGGAGGGCAUUUCCGAGCAUGGCAACGAUGACGACGACGAAGAGGAGGAGGAGGAAGAAGAGGAUGAAGUCGAGGAGCCAGCUGCCGAAGAAGAAGACGAGCCGCCGCCGAAGGAGGAGCAGCAGCAGCAACUGCCUACCAAGAAGCAGAGGAAGAAGCAGCGCAGCUGGAGCAGGAGCAGCCAACACAGAUCGCCAGCGCCGAGCAGUAGUGGCGUAUAUGGCACUCCGCAGAAAAAGCGACUGCGGCUGAUCUUUGGCAACGAAUCCCACACCAUAGACAUUCCACCAGCAGCAGCAGAGGGAGCGGGAAGCGGCAUGGAUGAGUUGAAUAGCAGUGGCGGCGGUGGCGAUGAGUCCUUCAAUGUGUCGUAUGCCAGCAGCACUAGUUUGACGGUCAAUACCUCCACCAGCAGCACCAGUUCAUCGGGCGGAGGAGGAGGAGGAGAAGGAGCCACCUCCUCCUCGAUCGAGGCAGUGGAUUCCUCCACAGUAGGCCCACCCAUUGCUGCCCAAUCACCCUCAUCCACUACCAGCAGCUCCUUUCAAUCGGCCUGCACAUCGACCACCAACAGCAACAGCUAUUUUCCCAAUGGCAAGCAGCGCUCUGCUGGCGAGGAUUCCUAUGCGAUGCACUACUAUCAGCUAGGAAAAUUCGCUGGCACCUCGAGUCCGGGACAGGGACAGGCCAUUGUGAGCAGCAGCAGUGGGUCGGGAGGAGGAGGGGCUGGAGCUGGAGCUGGGUUCUUGAGCAUGCCGAAGCACACUUUUGGCACCUGCGCUCUUCUGGCGCCCACCAGUUUUGCCAGUCUGCAAAAUCAACCGCAGAUUAGCCAGCAGAGGUCCAGCGGGGGAGGAGUGGUCGCCUCGUCCACGUCGGCAGCCCCAGGCUCCUUGCAUCAUCAUCAUAACAACCAUCAUGGCCAGAAAUAACCAACGACUGAUCUCCAAGCAAAUUGACUAUGCACAGCUGCCAUUGCCAAGAGAAGAGGAGGAACAAGAAGGGGGAUGGGGAGAAGCCAGGACAAGGAUAUGGAUAUGGAGGAGGAGCACCAGGUGAAGAGGAGGAGCAGGAAACGCAACGGUUGGAGAAUAAGGUUUGCUGCGCUGCUGGCGUCGUUGCCUCUGCUGCUGCUGAACCUGUGAAACCGCAACCGAAACCCUGUAGAAACCUUAGUUUUAGAUCUUAGUCCAAGUAGAUUCCUUGAUAUUUCCUUGGUUUUUCAUAUAUUCAGGAAGCAAAAAACAGGCUGACAAAUUUGUUAAAUC
This is a messenger RNA of Drosophila rhopaloa, 4966 nucleotides long. It is a transcript of the gene Hmt4-20, whose product is annotated as histone-lysine N-methyltransferase Suv4-20. NCBI's taxonomy places the organism in Eukaryota, Metazoa, Arthropoda, Insecta, Diptera, Drosophilidae. Bases 662 to 4630 code for a protein of 1322 amino acids. The transcript has 3 exons. Gene Ontology annotation, molecular function: histone H4K20 methyltransferase activity; protein binding. The record is from RefSeq and is a predicted model, not a curated record. Gene Ontology annotation, cellular component: nucleus.